CUGUCAAACAUCGAUCAGAGAUGACGAACGGGCGCGCGGACAGACCGCGAUCAUGAGCUGCUCUCUUCUAGACACAGCCACGACACGUUCAGCGCGUUCGGCCCGGAUCUGACGCACCGCACCCCGCAGCAGCCUCUUAUGGACUCCGAGCGGAGCGGAGCCGCGGUCAGCUGGUGAAGAACUUCUCAGUCUUUACCCCCGUUCCGUCGCACACAGCAGCCUCGCCCGCUCUCCCCAUGAAAAACACUCUCUGGAGCGGCGCGAUGAUGUCGAGCAAAAGCGCGGAGUGGCUGCAGGACGAGCUUCAGUCCGGUGGCGGAUCGCUGCUGCUGCUCGACUGCCGCUCUCACGAGCUCUUCGAGUCCUCUCACAUCGAGUCCGCCAUCAACCUGGCCAUCCCGGGACUCAUGCUGCGGAGGCUGAAGAAGGGCAACCUGCCCAUCCGCUCCAUCAUCCCCAACACCGAGGACAAGGAGAAGUUCGCCAAGCGCUGUAAGACGGACACGGUGCUGCUGUACGACGAGGCGACGGCGGACUGCCCAGAGAGCGGAGGAUCCGUGCUCGGGCUCCUCAUGCACCGGCUGCGGGACGACGGGUGCCAAGCCUUCUACCUGGAAGGAGGGUUUAACCGGUUUCAGACUGAAUACCCGGAGCUGUGUGAGACGAGUCUGGACGUGUCGUGUCCGAGCAGCUCUCCUCCGGCGUCUGUGCUGGGUCUCGGGGGUCUGAGGAUCAGUUCGGACUGCUCUGACGGCGAGUCAGAUCGGGAACCGUGCAGUGCCACCGAGUCCGAGGGCAGUCCCCUGCCCAGUAACCAGCCAACGUUCCCCGUCCAGAUCCUGCCCUUUCUGUACCUGGGCUGUGCCAAAGACUCGGCCAACCUGGACGUCCUGGGCAAGUACAACAUCAAGUACAUCCUGAACGUCACUCCCAACCUGCCCAACAUGUUCGAGCACCACGGGGACUUCAAGUACAAGCAGAUCCCCAUCUCAGAUCACUGGAGCCAGAACCUCUCUCAGUUCUUCCCUGAAGCCAUUUCUUUCAUUGAUGAAGCUCGUUCCAAAAAGUGUGGCAUCUUGGUGCACUGCCUAGCGGGCAUCAGUCGCUCGGUCACCGUCACGGUGGCGUACCUGAUGCAGAAGCUCAACCUGUCGCUCAACGACGCCUACGACUUCGUCAAGCGCAAGAAGUCCAACAUCUCGCCCAACUUCAACUUCAUGGGGCAGCUUUUGGACUUCGAGAGGACACUGGGGCUCAACAGCCCCUGCGACAACCGCUCGACGCCCAACGACCAGCUGUUCUUCACCACACCCACCAAUCACAACAUGUUCCAGCUGGACACGCUGGAGUCCACAUGAAGGCCAGCAGAGGAUGCUGGGUGGGAGCAGCCACCCUUUGAAUGUUUAUCUCCCAUCUCCAGGGGAGCUUUAGACCUGGAGGACAGUCCAGCAGCCGCGGCGAA
Messenger RNA from Carassius carassius (crucian carp), 1462 nucleotides. Its product is annotated as dual specificity protein phosphatase 7-like. Gene Ontology annotation, molecular function: protein tyrosine/threonine phosphatase activity; MAP kinase tyrosine/serine/threonine phosphatase activity. Gene Ontology annotation, cellular component: cytosol; cytoplasm. Bases 237 to 1358 code for a protein of 373 amino acids. NCBI's taxonomy places the organism in Eukaryota, Metazoa, Chordata, Actinopteri, Cypriniformes, Cyprinidae. The transcript has 3 exons. Gene Ontology annotation, biological process: negative regulation of MAPK cascade; protein dephosphorylation. The record is from RefSeq and is a predicted model, not a curated record.